This is a messenger RNA of Onychostruthus taczanowskii (white-rumped snowfinch), 1980 nucleotides long. It is a transcript of the gene IKBKG, whose product is annotated as inhibitor of nuclear factor kappa B kinase regulatory subunit gamma. The record is from RefSeq and is a predicted model, not a curated record. Gene Ontology annotation, molecular function: K63-linked polyubiquitin modification-dependent protein binding. The transcript is spliced from 11 exons. Gene Ontology annotation, biological process: positive regulation of canonical NF-kappaB signal transduction. Gene Ontology annotation, cellular component: IkappaB kinase complex; nucleus; cytoplasm. Bases 1 to 1557 code for a protein of 518 amino acids. Lineage: Eukaryota; Metazoa; Chordata; Aves; Passeriformes; Passeridae.
AUGAGCGGCGGGCGCUGGCGGCGGCCCGCAGAGAUGGUGCAGCCGGGGCCCGAGGCGGAGCCGGCGUUGGCGGAGGCGCUGCAGCGGCUGCGGGCGGAGAACCGCGAGCUGAGGGGGGCCCUGUGUCACUGCACACAGUCGCUGCGGCAGCGCCUGGACGAGCUGCGCCUGCUGCAGCUGCAGCGCCGGGGGGAGCGGGAGCUGCUGCGGGGCCGCUGGGGCCAGGCCCGGGAGCUGGUGCUGCACCUGCGGGGACAGCGUGGGGACAGCAACGGGGACAGCCAUGGUGACAGCAACGGCGACAGCAACAGGGAGAGCAACGGGGGCAGCCCUGAGGACACCACCGACACCCUCGGGGAUGACAGGGAUGCCAAAGACACCGCCAGGGACAUCAGGGACAUCCCUGGGGACGUCAGGGACACCCCUGAGGACAGCAAGAACACCCCCGGGGACAUCAGGGACACCCUCAGGGACACCAAGGACACCCCCAGGGACAUCAAGGACACCCCUGGGGACAUCAGGGACACGCUCAGGGACACUCUCAGGGACACUGGGGACAUCUGCAGGAGCACCCCUGACACCAGCACCAAGGUACUGUCCCCCGAUAUCCCCAGUGUUCCCCUGGGCUCCGAGGAGCAGCUGAGGCAGCGCUUGGCAGAGGCUGAGGCUGAGCUGGUGGCCCUGCGUGCCCGGGUGGCCGUGGCCGAGCUCCGGGCUCAGGACGUUUCCCGCGCGGCCGAGCUGCAGCUGCAGGGACUGCGGCGCCAGCUGGAGGACAAGGCCCAGGUGCAGGCCCAGGUGACGUCACUGCUGGGGGAGCUCCGGGAGAGCCAAAAUCGCCUGGAGAGGAGCCGGGCGGAGAGGGAGCACCUGGAGCGCAGGGCCCGCGGUGACGCCGAGCGGUGCCAGCAGCUGGAGGAGGUGGCCCAGGGCCACCAGGUGCAGCUGGACCAGCUCCGGCUGCAGGUGACCAACCUGGAAACCGCCCUGAGGGUGGAGCGGCGCGGGGCCACCGAGGAGAAGAGGAAGCUGGUGCAGCUGCAGGCCGCCUACCAUCACCUGUUCCAGGAGUACGACGCCCACAUCAAGGCCAGCCUGGAGGGGGACAAACGGAGCCAGGUGACACAGGAGCAGCUGCGGGCGGCCGAGGCCGCGCUGGCCCUCAAGCAGGAGCUCAUCGAUCGCCUCAAGGCCGAGGCCGAGCGCCAGCGAGCGGCCCUGGAGACCAUCCCGGUGCUGCAGGCCCAGGCCGACAUUUACCGCGCGGAUUUCGAGGCGGAGCGCGCGGCGCGGGAGCAGCUGCACGGGCAGCGCGAGGCUCUGCAGGAGGAGCUGAACCAGCUGCGGCUGCGGCUCGGCGGGGACGGGGCCCGGGCCCGUCUGGAGGAGAUGCGCAACCGCCACUCGGAGCCACCCCCAGCCCCGGCCCCAGCGGGGGGUUUUGCGGGGCUCCUGCCGCCCCCCGAGGAGGGGCCCGACCUGUGCUGCCCCAAGUGCCAGUACAAGGCUCCGGACAUGGACACGCUGCAGAUCCACGUCAUGGACUGCAUCAAGUGAGGGGGGCCCAAAACCCCCCCAGCACCCCAAAAACAGCCCCAGGGCACCCCAGAAUCACCCCCAGGGUCACCCCAAAACUCCCAGGAGCCUCAACCCAGGGGGGACCCCAAAAACCCCCAGAUAAUCCUCUGGGAAUCCCCUCUCUGGAUCUACAGCAGGGAUUGGAUCAGGUGUGGGGGGAGCACCCCAAAAUCACCCCCCGGACCCCCCCAAACCCUCCUGGAGCCUCAACCUGGGGUUUUGGGGCUUAGGAACCCCAAAUAUUCCUCUGGGAAUCUCCUCUCUGGAUCCACGGCAGAGAUUGGAUCAUUUGGGGGGGGGCAACUCAAAACCCCCCCAUGGAACCCCAAAAUCUUCCCAGGGAACCCCAAAACCCCCCCAGACCCCCCACAAAACCCCACUGGGCACCCCUCCCACCUCCCC